AUGUGGCUACUAAGCACGAAUCGCGCAGAGCUCAGCUACUUUGAGGAGUAUUCUUCCAUCAUUGGAGGAUACGCGAUCCUAUCUCACACUUGGGGACACCUCGAGCAAUCAUUCCAGGACGUACGCGAUAUCCAGGCUCGUUGCAAGGCCACCGGCGAGAACCCGCGAGACCUCGUGUCGGCCAAGAUCCGCAACUGCUGCCUCGUGGCAGAGAACGACGGCUAUGCGUGGGUCUGGAUCGACACCUGCUGCAUCAACAAGGAGAGCAGUACCGAGCUCUCGGAGGCCAUCAACUCGAUGUUCACCUGGUAUCUCCACUCAGAAGUAUGCUACGCGUACCUCGAGGACGUUCGUGAGGACGACAACAUCCACGAGGAAGACUCGGAGUUCCGCAAGGCAAAAUGGCACACCCGCUGCUGGACCCUCCAAGAGCUUCUUGCCCCGUACCUUGUCGUCUUCUUGUCCAAAGGCUGGAAACGCCUAGGGACCAAGGAAGGCCUAGCGACGCUGUUAGAAGACAUCACCGACAUUGCGGCAAAUUACCUAACGCGAGACCAUUCCCUCGUCAAGGCUUCCGUUGCGGAACGGUUAGCGUGGUCGUCGAACCGUAAAUCGACGCGCGUGGAAGACGAAGCGUACUCUCUACUCGGUCUUUUUGGAAUCAGCAUGCCCACCCUUUACGGUGAGGGACGCCGGUCAUUCCUCCGCCUUCAGCAAGAGAUCGCGAGGCAGUCGCUGGAUACCACUAUCUUUGCCUGGGGGGCCAUCUAUGAGACCGGCUCCGACAACCUCGAGCCCGUGUCACUCAAAGAUAUGCACGACUACUUCCAUGGUCCAAUCUACGACGAACGGUUUGCGUUUGCGACGUCAACCAACAACUUUGACGGGGACGCCAUGUACUACACCCCCGAGAUAGGGGAUCCCAUCGAGAACUAUCUCCCUACAGAGGACGAGCCUGAAGACAGCGACCGCCGCGUGCACGGUCCGUUCGGUCGCCUGGAGCUCCCCUCCUUUGAGAUCACCAGCCACGGCAUGAAGUGCCGCUUCCCCGUCAUCGACUGCGGCGACUUCCUCAUCGCCGUCCUCCUCUGCGAGACCAACGACGACCACAUCGGCCUCUUCCUGCACCCCGCGCCCCGCAGCGAGACCCAGGACCCGACGCGCCGGGUGUACUACACCGGCUACGCGUUCAGCAAGGCCGGGAGGCAGCCAAUAUCCGCCGACAUCUCCCGCCUCGUCGCGCUCGGCCGCGACCUGUCCAACCUCCGCUUCCGCGGGGAGACGUACCAGGCCGAGUGGCGCGACCUCUACAUCCACACGAGCCCGCGCGACGGCGAGGCGGCGGAGCCUGCCCGGCGCGUGGUCUCGUUCGCGCCCGACACGCUCGCGGGCACGCCGUUCCGCAUCCCGCGCUGGCUGCUCGGUGCGCUCGCCGCGGUGCGCAUCCCGCUGUACGACUGGGACGACUGCACGCCAGAGGACUCGGACAGCGAGUCCGAGACAGAAAGCGACGACGACGACGACGACGACGAGCCAGACGAGGGCGAAGACGGCGACGGUGGUGGUGUCGACGUUGACGACGCGGCCGCACUCCCGCGCGCCUGGGUUGAGUUCGGCGACCCGGUCACCUGCGAGGGCAUCCGCCUGUGGCUCGCGAUGGCGCGCCCCGAGGGCGCGGGGCCCGACGCGCCCGCGGAGCACUACGCGUGGGCGGAGCCGGAGAACAUGGACAACUGGACGGGCGGGGCCGAGUAUUGGUCGGAGCGCGAGCCGCAGGCGGAGGACCGCGUCGCUGGCUGGGAGGGCAUGGCGCGCGACUUUGGGGACGAGGAGAGAACGGUGCGGUUGUCGUUCGCACCGUGCGUGUUCGACCCGGAGACGGCGCUCGUGCUGCACAUCGAGCUGCGCGGGACGGUGUACGAGCAGAUGCAGCGCGAGGCAGGCUUGGUCAUCCCGCCGCGGCGGAAAGCACUGAAUCCAAGUGCUGAGGAUGCUAUCGGGAUGGUGCGGACGGCUUUUGUUGCUGUCUCUACCGUUGCCGUCUGCCGGAUGCUCGGUUUGUAA
Epithele typhae is the source of this 2064-nucleotide messenger RNA. RefSeq names its product HET-domain-containing protein. The transcript has 3 exons. The record is from RefSeq and is a predicted model, not a curated record. Lineage: Eukaryota; Fungi; Basidiomycota; Agaricomycetes; Polyporales; Epitheliaceae. Bases 1 to 2064 code for a protein of 687 amino acids.